CUGCUCCCGGUUUCUUCGGUAUUCUCUUUUCGACCUUCACAACAGUGACGCCUCACCUAGCACCGCGCGCCCUUUUCUCCCUCCUCCCUCCUAACCCUUUUUCCCUCCUCUUUGCGGCUCCGGCUGCGUCUGGAGCUUCGACAGCUCGAUGGCGGUCUCCGAACAAAUCCCCGGGCAGGAGUUAGAAUAUGACUACGAGGCCCUCCCCUCUAACUACGGCCUCGGCCGGAAUAUGCUGGCUGGUGCCUUCGCAGGGAUAGCGGAACAUGCUGUCAUGUAUCCGGUGGACUUGUUGAAGACUCGCAUGCAAAUCCUGCAUCCCGCGAACGGCGGACUUUACACCGGUCUUACUAAUGCGUUUUCCACAAUCUACCGAAUUGAAGGCUGGCGGACAUUAUGGAAGGGCGUUUCCAGCGUUAUUGUCGGUGCUGGCCCCGCCCACGCUGUCUACUUUGGCACAUAUGAAAUUGUAAAGGAUCUUGCCGGUGGCAAUGUCGAUGACGGUCACCAUCCCCUAGCUGCAGCUAUGAGUGGUGCCUCGGCGACCAUUGCCAGUGACGCUUUGAUGAACCCCUUUGAUGUGAUUAAGCAACGUAUGCAAGUUCAUGGCUCGGUACACAAGACUAUCCUUCAAUGCGCCCGGUCUGUCUACCGGACGGAAGGUCUUCAGGCUUUCUACGUUUCCUAUCCUACCACACUUUGCAUGACCGUCCCCUUCACCGCUACACAGUUCGUCGCCUAUGAGUCGAUUUCCAAGGUUAUGAACCCCUCCGGGGAUUACGACCCGUUCACCCACUGUAUUGCGGGUGGUCUCGCAGGCGCUUUCGCAGCUGGUCUCACGACACCGCUCGACGUGGUGAAGACGCUCCUCCAGACCCGCGGUUUGGCACAGAAUGAGGAAAUUCGGUCGGCGAAGGGUCUUUUCAACGCCGCGGCCAUUAUCAAGCGGCAGUUCGGUUGGAGUGGUUUCCUGCGUGGCGCUCGUCCUCGCAUCAUUUCUACGAUGCCCAGCACAGCCAUUUGCUGGACCUCUUAUGAGAUGGCCAAGGCGUACUUCAAGCGCCAGGAGGUCAUCUAAAAAAACGGGUCUUUUUCUUCCCACUGGCCCGAUCGCAUAAAUUCGACUUCCACACUAUCCAUUAUAAAUCUCCAUCCUGGGGCCUUCCGAAAAAAAAAUAGGAAGGUUGGCUGAUAGCGGCCACGUAUCACGUGCGAAGGGCGGAAAUGCGACGCGAGAGGAAUUCCAAGCCAUGUUGGGUGACGUUCAUACUGUCCAUUCUCUUUAUUAGCUCGAUCUUGAUUCUUCUGCUCUCGCGCGGGCUCCGUUUCUCUCAUUCACCGUUUUUUUCGGGAUG
Molecule: messenger RNA, 1355 nt
Organism: Aspergillus pseudonomiae
Lineage: Eukaryota; Fungi; Ascomycota; Eurotiomycetes; Eurotiales; Aspergillaceae
Gene: mrsA
Product: putative mitochondrial carrier protein
Exons: 9
Coding region: 149-1078 (309 amino acids)
Biological process (GO): iron import into the mitochondrion
Cellular component (GO): mitochondrial membrane
Molecular function (GO): ferrous iron transmembrane transporter activity
Source: RefSeq, a predicted model, not a curated record